Messenger RNA from Didymodactylos carnosus, 2387 nucleotides. The record is from the annotation of a GenBank genome assembly. Lineage: Eukaryota; Metazoa; Rotifera; Eurotatoria; Philodinida; Philodinidae.
AUGUCCGAUCACACUGAUUAUUCUCCUUCACACAAAACAACACUAGUCAAAAAUCCUGAAGAAUUUUUACAUUUUGCCAAUGAAAUUCUUCGUAAUAAAAAUCAAACGACAACACAAAAUAAUCCCGAUCAUAAUUUAAAAGAAAAUAUUUCAUGGACAAAUAUUCCUCGUCAACAAUUUUUAGAAAUACCAGUCACCACUGCUACCAACUCAUUUCCAAAUGGUUCAACAACAAUUUCAUCGGGACUAUGUGUGUUAAAUAAUUUAUGUCGUUUAAUUGAACAAAUUCAAACAUUACGAACAGAAAAUGAACAUUUACGAUCACGAAUCGAAAUAAUUGACAAUAUUCAUAAAUUCCAACGUAUGUCAGAACAAUUAAAUUUAGAAACUGAAAAUAUUUUAUCAACAAAACGAAAAAUAACAUUGAGAGCAUCAUUGAAAGAAGAAAAUACAAUAGAUGGUGUAGGAGGAUCAAGAAAAAAAUUAAAAUUUAUAAGAGAUAAACUUCGAUCCAAUGAUGAUAAUAUACUAAGCGAAAUAACGAAUCAAAGUAAUAAUAAUAACAAUAAUAAUAAUAUGUUAAAAGCACCAACUGUUCGUGUGGGUUCAAUCAAGAGACAAAAUACAAAUCAGAAUAACGAUCACCAUCAUAGUACAUCAAUAGUUGUUGAUCCUAUUACUGUCAAGACGACUUCAAACUUGUACAUUGAUGAAGUUACAGAUGAAUCAGGUUCAGUACAUUCCACAUUUCGCGUCAAACCUCAAUGGAAUAAUUGGAAUAAAGUGCGACACGUCUUCAGAGUUUAUACCGAAACGUUAAGACGAAAACGAAGUAUAACAGAGAUUGCCUCUUCACCAACUACAAAUAAAAUAAUGAAUUCAAAUAUGUAUGGUUCAAUUAAAAAAGAAAAUUUAAUAGUACCGAGAAUUGUUUGUUCAUCAUUUGAAAGUGAUGAUGAAAAUAAUCCCCGUAACCACGAUAUCAAUGAUAAUAUCCACGUAUUGCAUCGUGAAGAAGAUGUAGAAAAAAAAUUUACUCGAGAAAAAAUGAUGAGUACUGAUACGGCAAAUUCGUCGAGUACAGACAGACAAGAUUCGGUGGAAACUCGAUAUGAUACACAAGAAGAUUUGACACGAUCAUUAGAUCGAAAGCAAUCAAAAAUCGCUCGAUAUGGACGAAAAAUAAAAUCAAAAUUGGAUAAUGUUAAAAAACAAUUUGAAAUUUCUGGAGGACAACGACGUAAUUUCACAUCAUUCGAAGAGAAUAAUACUCUACACAAUCAAGAAUUAAAAAUAACAUUAGCACCAGCACUAACCAAAGAAUAUCGAAAAAAAAUGCAAGAAUGGGAAGCAAUGCAAAAAAUGAAUUUUUUAGUUAAUUAUCGACGACAAUCGACUGGCAAGAUUGAUGCUAAACCAAAUUCCCGUAAACAGUCGAGUGAAAAAACUACAGAAGGAAUCAAUAAUAUAAUUCGACAAACAUCAUCUCAUCAUACACUAUCACAUUUAAUAGUUAAUACUCCUGAUGUUGAGAUGAAUUAUAUCAAUGGUGAAAAUGAUUUUACUAAUCAUGUCGAUGGUGGUAAUGAUGCUUUGUUUGAUAAACCUUUAUUAUCUCCAAAUCAGCGUACACAAAUGGUUCAUCAAUGGCGAACAAUAAUGAAUGAAGAAAUAACGUUGAGACACUAUUUAGAAUGUAUCGAGAAUAAAAUGACCUGUUUAAAACUUUUGGAACGCGAAUUAAAAUCAUUAAAAACUACAAUAUUUUGUACAAAUAAUGAAAGUGAUGAGGAUGAAAAAUCUCCGACAACGGGAACAAAUAAUACUCACCGAAUAAAACUUAAUAGUUUCGAACAGUUAAAUAGGUUGAACACUUGUCAAGAUAAGGAUAAAAUUCAACGUUCUCGGUCGCUGGAAACAUUGGAAACAGUUUCUACUUUGUGGGUAUUGGCUGUGCGUAGUGCUGCCUAUUCCGAUAUACUCGAUGGAACAUCGGGUACAAGGCCUUUAAUACGAAAUAUGGACUUUUUUCGACAAUUAGAUAAAAUUCAAGCUGGAAGAAAACUAUUUGGUGAAAGUUUGAUUAACGAUAUACAAGCAAUAAGAGAAAAAAGACUAAUAGGUGUCAACACAAUUUCUGACCAUGCUAAGGCUGAAUCCCAAAUACCAAAAUUGUUUGUACAAAAUCAAAAUCACAAGAGGUUAAACGAUGAAUUUACCUCUAACAAACGAAAUGAAUAUCGUGCUCAACUAAAAAAACAUUUAUCAGAUCCAAAAGAAUUUCCAAAUUAUUGGGAAGUAAAAGAUAAUGUUCGAAUACUCACAUCGUCUCUGUCUCCAAAUCAGACAGAAAUCGAACAUAUUGAAUCACUCAUUGACGAAAAUAA